Messenger RNA from Budorcas taxicolor (takin), 1002 nucleotides. It is a transcript of the gene FNDC11, whose product is annotated as fibronectin type III domain containing 11. Bases 1 to 1002 code for a protein of 333 amino acids. Gene Ontology annotation, molecular function: protein binding. Lineage: Eukaryota; Metazoa; Chordata; Mammalia; Artiodactyla; Bovidae. The transcript has a single exon. The record is from RefSeq and is a predicted model, not a curated record.
AUGAACUUCCAGGUGACAGGCCUGGGCCUGGACAAAAUGAAGCUGGACAGUCCCCAGUCCUUCCUGGACCAGGAGGAGGUAGAGGAGGCCGAGGAUGGGCAGCUGCUGGAGCCCGAGGCUUGGCGAACCUAUGUGGAGCGCCGCAACACUCUGCAAGAGUUCCUGACCUCAGACCUGAGCCCCCACUUGCUCAAGCGCCACCAUGCCCGCAUGGAGCUCCUGAAGAAGUGCUCCUACUACAUUGAGAUCCUCCCCAAGCACCUGGCUCUGGGCGACCAGAACCCACUGGUGCUGCCCACCACCAUGUUCCAGCUCAUUGACCCAUGGAAGUUCCAGCGCAUGAAGAAGGUGGGCGCCGCCCAGACCAAGAUCCAGCUCCUGCUGCUUGGGGACCUGCUGGAGCAGCUGGACCAUGGCCGCUCCGAGCUGGAUGCCCUGCUCGAGUCGCCAGACCCUCGGCCCUUCCUGGCAGGCUGGGGGCUCGUGGAGCAGCGCCUGGCGGACCUGUCAGCUGUCAUGGACAGCUUCCUGGCCAUGAUGGUGCCGGGGCGCCUACACGUCAAACACCGCCUAGUGUCUGACAUUGGCGCCACCAAGAUUCCCCACAUCCGGCUCAUGCUGAGCACCAAGAUGCCCGUCAUGUUUGACCGCAAGGAGUCGGUGGCCCACCAGGACUGGGUCAGCCUGCGCUGGUUUGUCACCAUCCAGCAGGCUAUGCCAGAGCAGUUUGAGCUGCGCUACAAGCUGCUGGACCCACGGACACAGCAGGAGUGCAUGCAGUGUGGCAUUAUCCCCGUGGCCGCCUGCGCCUUUGACAUCCGAAACCUGUUGCCCAACCGUGCCUACAAGUUCACUGUCAAGAGGGCGGAGAGCUACACGCUGGUGUAUGAGCCCUGGAGGGACAGCCUCACCCUGCACACCCGACCAGGGACCCCUGAAGGGCCCGCCCCCAGUAGGCUGGGCAAGCUGGGCCCAUCCCUGAUCGCACCUUCUGAGAGAUGA